Molecule: messenger RNA, 936 nt
Organism: Leptonychotes weddellii (Weddell seal)
Lineage: Eukaryota; Metazoa; Chordata; Mammalia; Carnivora; Phocidae
Product: olfactory receptor 8S1-like
Biological process (GO): G protein-coupled receptor signaling pathway
Cellular component (GO): membrane
Molecular function (GO): G protein-coupled receptor activity; olfactory receptor activity
Source: RefSeq, a predicted model, not a curated record
AUGGCAAUGAAAAACUACAGUGCUAUCAGUGAGUUCAUUCUCCUUGGACUAUCCAUUGACCCCAAUAUUCAGGACAUACUCUUUGUGUUAUUCCUUCUGAUUUAUCUCUUCACUCUGAUGGGAAAUUUCUUGAUGCUGCUGGUGAUUAGGCCUGAUUCCCACCUCCACAUGCCCAUGUACUUCUUUUUGAGACAGCUCUCCUUCCUGGACCUCUGCCACUCAUCUGUCACAGUCCCCAAGAUGCUGGAGAAUCUACUUUCUGAAAGCAAAACCAUCUUUGUAGAGAGCUGCCUGGCUCAGGCCUUCUUUAUGUUUGCCACGGGGGGUACUGAGGCCUGUCUGCUGGCUGUGAUGGCCUAUGACCGCUAUGUAGCCAUCACCUGCCCUCUGCUCUAUGGCCAAGUGAUGAGCAACCAGCUCUGUGUUGGGAUGGUGUGGGGUUCCUGGGGCCUGGCCUUUGCUGAUGCUCUCAUCAAUAUCCUCUUGGCUGUCAAUUUAGACUAUUGUGAGGACCAGACUAUUCCCCACUUCAGCUGUGAGCUGUCUUCUCUCUUCUCUCUGUCUUGCUCUGAUACCUCCACCAACUUCACACUCCUGCUCUGCUCCUCUGUCCUACAUUUCUUUGGAACCUUCCUUAUGAUUGUUUUCUCCUAUGCCCAAAUUGUCUCCACCAUCCUGAGUAUCAGCUCCACCUCAGGCAGAGGCAAGGCCUUCUCCACCUGCUCCUCCCACCUCACUACUGUGACCUUGUUCUAUGGCUCAGGUUUCCUCAGCUAUCUCUUGCCAACUUCAGGCUCCCCUCUGGAGAUGAUGUUCUCCUUACAGUACAGUGUGGUCACUCCCAUGCUAAACCCCCUCAUUUAUAGCCUGCAGAACAAGGAGGUGAAGGCAGCUAUGGGAAGAAUGUUCAGAAAAUACUUGCAUUCUUUCAUGUAG